GGUGUUGAUGCUACUUUGUGGGUCUUUUGUUGGUAUCUUUUGAAUUAAAAUGAAGAAAGUGAGAAGUGAAGGGAAAUGAAAAGGGAAGCCUAUUUAUCAAGUUUAUUUGGUAAAACAAAUGAAGCUGAAAAACAAAAAAUCGACGGAGUUCACUAGAUGUGGUUUUUUGCAAGCAAAGGUUUGCUGUGGAAAAUAAGACGAUUUAAAAUAAACUGGAACCGAAGCCGUAUAUUUACGUCGUUGUAUGUAUUGAUCUACAAAUAGGUUAUGUUUCCAACUUUCAUUAGCAUCCUAGGUGUGUUUACAGUUUUUAACGUUUUAUCUACAUUCUAUUGAGCCUAAUAGAUUCUAUAGGUGUAAUAACAAUUCAAUAUUAUUUAAGAUAUACAGUCAUGGUGGGAGGUACCAAGCAUAGCUCACUUCUGUUCACUGUUUCGAACAGCUUUUAAUCUCUUGGACUUCGACAUAGAGGACUUGGAGGAGGCGCUUCUAACUGACGGAACCGAAGAAACCUCGUGGCUGCAAGAGCUCAUUGUCAGAUUGCUGAGCGGUUGUCUUCCCAACAAUGAAAUAUCCACGUUUAACUAUCAGAUGUUCUUGAGGCGUCUGUUCCGUCAAAAAUGUCAGGAACACGACACGUACAAUCCGUUCAACACAGACAUUGACUUUCAAUUAUUACCAUUACGUACCAAGGUUGAUAUACUGCAAGCACUGUGUGAUUUUCGACUGGAUGCCGAAGACGUGCUUGAUCAACUGAAGAAUUUGGAGGCUGACAGUCUGAGAGUUGAGCCAUUGGGGUAUGAUAGUAACGAUUCUGCCUACUGGUACUUUUAUGGAACACGCCUGUACAGGGAGGAUUUCCAUACUAAAGGCAACAAAAAGAAAUCUGUUUGGCAAGUUAUUUGUUUUACUGAAGACGAUUGGUUUCAAUUAACCAAGAAAUUCAAAAAGUCCUCGAGUAAAGCGGAACGUCAGUUGUAUCAGACAUUGAGCGAGAAUUUCCUACCAGAACUUCCGAGGCUUUUCAGGGAGAAAGAAAAUUUAGCGAGAAAGCGUUUGCUUGAGAAUUUGCCUAGAAGGACUUCAACUCGAUUAAAAAAACCGGAACCAGAAGCAACAACAGAAAAACCGAAAAAAUCGUCCGAGGAAAAACGGGACGAAGAAGAAAAAGCCAAAAAUAAAAAAUUGGCGUCAAAAAGACAGGAAGCGUACGAACGCAGAUUGAAAUUGAAAGAGCAGAGUGAAGAAGAAAGUCAAAGUGAAUCUUCGGUAGACCGGAAUGAAAUGGUUCGAACAAAGAGUCAGAAGUCCAAGAAAACUAGCAAUGCCGACAUCAAAGGUAACACUGCAAAGUCGUCAAAACGACAAAAGAAGAGUGAUAAUCUUACGGAUAACUUGGUAUCCACACCAUCAAAACCCACUACUGUGGGAAGACAAACGAAUAAUUCACUGUCGGCGGCAACAGGACAGAUUCUCAUACAGCCUCUCACAAAUCCGGCAAAAAAAGUCAAAACGUCGCAAAUUUUCCGUCAAACUGACGAAGACCUGCAGACAGGCAUGCACAAAAUCUUAGAUUUUGUGAAAAAUCACGAGGACGCAUGGCCUUUCACAGACCCCGUGGAGGAAGAAUAUGCACCUAAUUAUUACUCGAUAAUAAGGAAACCGAUGGAUCUCCAGAGGAUGGAAGAUAGACUAGACGGUGGUUAUUAUAAGACAUUCGCGAAAUUUAGAGCUGAUUUUCAGUUGAUCGUUGAUAACUGCAGACUCUACAACGGUGCUGAGAACGAAUAUACAAUAAUGGUUGAUAACUUACUGAAAGUAUUCGAAAGGGCAACAGAAAAAUACUUAGAUCAAAUCACGUCUUCGGACGAUGAAAUUGCAAUCGAUUUUUCGAACGUGGAAAUCGAAAGGGGUUCGACGACCAAAUCCGAAGAAUCCACACGAAAACGGAAGCCAAUGUUAGCGGCGCAAACAGACAAGAAGAGGGACAGAUCUUCGUCCAGGGACUCUUUGGCUCGUUCUAAGACUGGCUCGGUAGAGUCUCUUGAUAACAUCAGUGUCAAAUCGAAGAAAUCGGAGAAGGCGUCCAAAAAACAGAAGAACAAAAACAAUAAGACGAAGAAGAAUAAGGUUUCACCGAAGAAAGAGUCGAAAAAAGAAAAAUACGAAAUAAAAGAAAAGGAAAAGAAAGCCAAACAUGAAAGUAAAAAAGAAAAAGAGAAGCAGAAAGAAGGCAAGAAAUCUAAAGGCCGUAAAAGUAAGUCGAACAAAUCGAAUAAAGAGAAGAAAAAGGAAGUGGCACAUAAAAGUCCGAGCAGGUGUAGGAGUUCUAGUCAAAGUCCGACGAGAAGUAACGUCAGUAGUCCUCCUGCAUCUUGGCCACCUUCCAGUCCUGAGAGCAGGUUCGAUUUUACUCCUCAUAGAACUUCGAAAAAACGACAUUCUCAAGAAAUGAGUGACACCGAAGAAUCGCCGCCAAAAGAAAAGCUAAAGAAGUCCGGUGGUCAUAAACACGUCACAGAUAGCAGCGAAGUUUUAGCCUCGCCAAAUAGCAAACAAAAAGGUGAUAACGAUUUGUUGCUGACGCCUCAUUCGUUGUCACCGAAACCAAAAGACAAGCAUAAUAAAUUAAGGGAAACGAUUGAAAAAUUGAAGGCUAAAAGCGAAAUGAAAUUGAAAGACGAAUUUAAUUUUGAGUUGGAUCUUCCCAAGGAAAAUAAAGACAAACCGAAGAAGGUUGAAAAAGAAGAAAAAAACAAGCAGAAGAAGAAAGACAAAUCUCUAAAACCUAAAAAAGAUGAAGAGGUAGAUUUGGAGACCAACAGUACAAUGGAUAGUGUUCUUUCAGAAGGGAAAAAAUCGAAGAAAAACAGUGGGGUAAGCGCUGUACCAAGUGCUGGUGGUGGUGUUCAAAAAAUCGCGGCUCCUGUCGCUCCAGUACCAUUGAAUAAAAGUCUUCCAAACCUAGAUGCCUUAAGUAUGGCCACCGAGCAGACUCUGAAAGACAUCAACAAAUGGCUGGACGAUACUCCGAAGUUCUCGGAAUUCAAUUCUGCCAGUAAUUCUCCCUCCUAUACUGGCUUGGAUGACUUUGAAACCUUGAUCGGCGCGAAAGUUGAGACGAGUCAGACGAAAAAAGUUGAGAAGCCGCCAACUGGAGCACCGACCGUAAAAAAAGAAGGAACGAAGGAUAAUAAAAAACGCUCUUUCAGAGAUCCGUCAAAGUUGUUCAAACGGAGGGAGGUGCAGAGAACCAUUGAUAGGCUGCAACCGGGCAAAAGUAAAGGAAAUCUGAUAUCAAAUGUUCAAAGUACCAAUAAAACUGAUGAAAUGUUUCCCUUGGGACCACUGUCAAAAAUAAAGGAUACGAAAAAUUCGUUGAUUGUUAAAACCGAUAGUAAUGCUCCUAAACUCAGUUUAGGGUCGGUUUUGGAUAGUUUUGGCAAACACAAGUUUGUUGACGAUCAGAAAAAAGAAGAUGCGGAUCAAGAACGACCUACCACUCCAAAAUCAGAUCCGACGUCAGAAGUAAAAAUAUCUGAUCCCGAAGUGAACGAAAAGCAGCAGACUGAAAGUGUCGUCAUAGAAGCCACCGAAGCGAAAUCGGAGCCAAACGAGAAGGAGCCGCAAGUGGUGAAAGACAGCUCCCCGAUAGGUGGAGCCACUCCCAACCUGAGUGCCUGGUUCAGAGCUUUCGGCGCCCCUAAAAUGGCAGCUCCAAUCAAAAAGACGGACCUGAAGCCGGAUGGUAAGGAAAACGAAAAAUGCGAAGAUAUAAGCACUAAGAGUAUGGAAGGACGUAAGGUGACGCUUCCCUUAGCAUCGCCAAACACAGACAUGCCUUUACAUGGACAGCCGGUACCGAGACAGAGGAAGAUUAGCACGGGCAGUAGCAUGUCGGAAAGGUCAUCUUUCAGUCAGGAUAUGGAUUCGCCUCGUGUUGGAAUGGACGAAAGAGGUGCAUAUCCAGCUCCAUAUCCGUCGCCACUGCACAGGUCUCCAUCGGGUGCUUCGCCGAUUAUGGCUUCUCCACGUCCAGAUAUUUCUCCCAAGGCGUAUCCUACCAUUAACGGUCAAAUACGCGUGGGUUUCUAUCAGGACACUGUCUCGAACAAAAGUAGCCCGGAUAAGUCAUGCAGUCCACGAGAGACGCCGCAGUCGCCGUAUGGGCACUAUUCUGAGCACGUCUACACACCUAACACCACAGGAAGCUCUCAUUAUAGUCAUCCGAACUCUCCUCAUUACUCUCAAGCGCCAGUCUACUCGAAUACGAACCCUACACCACCAUAUAACUUGGAGUCCUAUUACGAUACCAGCAAAUCAUUGGCUGAUCAAUAUCAGUCGAAGAGCCACAACUACUCAGCCAACUCCCCGGCAAGCAGCCAUUCAUCACCGGCCAGCCAUCCCCACCAGUCACAGCAUUCGCCAACUGUAGGGUGUUCUCCAUUGGUUGUCGCUUCGAGUCCUGCUACUCCCGCUACACCUGCUACUCCAGCACCGCAUUCGCCGAGGCCUUCACCAACCGCCUAUCAGCAAACGCCAAAUUCGCCACUAGUUGUUCCUCAGGAUUCUCCGGCAGUCCAUUCCCAAGGUCCCUCCCCGGAAGUACAUAGCCCAGCUUCCGUUCAGCCUGCCUCUCUGAUAACGCAGCCGCAACAGUCGCCCAGCGUUCACUCACAGCAUUCUGCAGACUCCCAGGACUUAGAUGCCUAUCCACAACAGCACCAAGAUAUAAGGGCGAAGUCGCCACCAAUGCAGAUACAACAGGUUAACCAAACCCCUAUGUUCCCUGUUAAGAAGAGGAUGUACUCUGAUAAUGAAAUGCCAGGUCAUCAGUAUGAUACUCAGCAGCAGACAAACCAAUCAAAGAGUCAGGUGGAGACAAAAGACUACACACAACCAACGCCCGAACCGCAAUCUCAACCGGCUCAAAUGGAGCACUUGAGCAAAACAUCUUACGCUCAAUCACCCAUUUUGCACCAGGAAGUUAUAGGUACGAAGAGUCCAUAUCCUCAAGGGUUAACGACCAACGUUCCGGUGACUAGUCAGUAUGCCACACCAUUCUCUGGAGAUUCCGGUUAUCCAUUGAACAUACCCAGCACAAGAAACAUAGCUUCCCAACAGACCAAGAUCGAUCUGUCAAAAUAUACGAAUAUGGGUUACACGGGACCGGAUAUCAACUAUACCAGAUCGCUUCAACAACUCGCCCAACAAACCCAGACGACGAUAAACUCUAUGAUCUCCCAAAAACCAGCAUCGGUAGCGUCGACGACGAUCUCUCAAGCUAGCAACGUUGCCAGAUACGGCAACCCCUUGCAACAGAUGACAAGUCAAAGGGCCCACUCGAAUUUCGGAGCGAACCUGGAUAGGCUGGCUCAAGUGCAAGACGUCCCUAGCGGCUACAAGCCGGACGCUGUUGCCAAGUCGAGUUACGGCGGCAACACUGCAGGGAUGACGAUGGAACAGCAACUGGCACUGGGUGCAAGUAGGGAAUUGGCACAUAUCGUUGAUAGGUUGAGUGGGGAGGAACGACUUAUGGCAGGACUCCAAACGUCAUCCUCCUUCUACACAGACAAGGGUUUGGGUACCACGGGAAGUCACAUGUUCAACAAACCAAUUUCGACCAGCGCGUCUGCGCUGCCUAUCUUCAGUCAGAGUGGAGGUAUGGUUGCGGGUAUGCAGUCCUACGGUCAAGCAGGACAGAGUACAGCUACCACGAUGUAUAAUAGACAGAUGGCUGAGUUGAUGCAGCAACAACAGCAGCAGCAGCAGCAACAGAAUGAGCAGCAGAAGGUUGUCCAGGAGAAAAAGAGCAAGAGGAAGAAAUCGAAUAAAAGUGCAACCAGUGCUACCUCUACGAACCAACAACAGCAGCUCUCUACCUCCGCGCAACAACAAGCUCAGCAACAGGGCUUCCAAUCGUACGCGGGCCUGAAGGGGCACCCAGCGGCCAGCGCGGAAGCCAUUGCGUUGAAAACGUCCAGCGUAGUGCCGGGUAGUGCGUUCAACUUCGGUCCUACCACUGCGGGCUUAGCAGGACUAUACGCAGCGGCAGAGAAGGAUGCGUAUCCGAAUUUUCUGGACGAGUUCCGGGCGGCUGCUCCGAAUUAUUAUAUGGCUGCUGCGCAAGCUGCCAGGCACAGGUCGACACCUGAUAAGGUGCCAGCGGAUAAACAGCAACAAAGUCGCACAGCAGUUGCUGCACACCAGAGUUCUACCGGACAGCCUUCAGCAUCUGCAGCCGCAUCGUAUCCAUCUUUCUUAGGAGCAACACCGGCACAUCACCAGCCGACGAGGCCUGCGUAUCCGCCCACGAUUGGAUCACCAUUUAUUUCAAACGCCCAGGCCGCCCAACUGAUGGAUACUAGUUCUCCCCUAUACCAACAAUACAUCCAAGCGGGUCUCCUGAACCAGGGGCUGCUGGGCCCACCUGGAGCAUAUCCACCAGGAUAUCAUCCAGCUCUCAGCCUUCGGCAGCCCUACGACUCCAUGACUAGACCAUCCUGGCUAUAAUUGCAGUAAUGGUGAUCUCUAGCAAAUAGGGAAUUGGAAAAAUAGCUAUUGUACAAACCACAACACCAAGUUUCUAAAAACUGAUUUUAUACUAUCUAAGAAAAUCUGUACAGAAACAAAGGGGGUGGUACUGAGGGUUCUUAUUUGGCUUCCAAAAUCUUUUUCUUUUUGAAUCAUAAAAUUAAUGUUUGUAGUUUCAUCUUAUAUUUAAAAUUUAGAAUACAUAUCCAUUCUUACAUUGUUUGGAUAAUCGUUGUUGAGAUACGGUCAUACAAAAAAAUCAUAACGGCAGGCGCGGAUUAAAAUUUCUAACAAUACUUGUGUUUGUUUAUAAUGACAAAACAACUCAAUCAGAAAAUGUAAUUAUAACGGUUGCCAACAAAUAUACUGGUUGAUUGUAGUUUCUGGACAACUUGUAAGUCAACAACAAAAAAGGAGUCCUGUCACCUUCAUUUUAUUUUGGAUCCCACUGAAAUAGUCAACAAUUUAGUUGUUAUACAGAGGAUCCAUAAUGUUUUGAAAUAUUAAACAUAUCUUGCAGCUACUUAAGCAUAACUAGAUGUGAGAAAUGGGAGUAUAAUCUUGAUUUACAAUUCCUGCAACAACCACAUUACACCCCCAAACUUUUGCUCCCAGAAGUUUAGUUAUACGGCGACAUUAAAUAACUAUUUUUUCACCCGUUACUCAUGAAAGUGUGUAUUGAUACAAUUUGGUUUACCAAAGACUGUUAUAGUGUAUUUCUUCACAAAACAGUAGCUAUACCUAGCAAUUUAUUAUAUUCUGUGAUUUUUUUUACUUUUAAAUGCUGAGUUAUCAUGAGUUGAAUCUCGCUUUUACUAUAAUAUUCUGUAAUUGAUGUAUUUUGGCAAUUUUCAUUUAACUUCAUUGCAAAAGAAGAAUCACUAUUUGAUACGACUUUUAAAAGAGCAUAAAAUGCCAACGAAUUAGAGAAGCGUUUUAUACAUUUUAAGUUUUUAUCUUGUUUAAAUGUUUUAUCACGUUUAUUACACAUUCCUAAAUUAUGUGCAACCUUGAAAUGUUUUUAUAGUUUAUAAUUUACUUUGUAAGUUAAGUAUUAUGUAUUAAGUACGUACAUGUUUGUAUGAUGUGCUUAACUGAUUAGUUUUUCGUUUUGUUAAGGUAUGAAAUGUUUUAUAUACAUGGUGAUUCAACAGAAAAUAACGUGUUAUUCGGACCUUGAUUUGUUUUCAUGUCAAUGCUGUUUUGCCGUGUCUUGCUAAAAUCGUAUUGAAUAUUUGGAUACCUCUUUGAUUACUUGUUAAAUAAAAUGUAUAGUGGCAAAACAAGCGCAAAAAUAUCUCACCUUCUGGUUUAAAUUCCCUAUACAGGUGCGUAUUAGUUAACCUCAUUUAGUAAAGGUGUUUCACUUGUUGAAUUGAGGAUUCCAGAAAGUAUAUUACCCAGACAAAAAACGAGUUUCACUUGAGCCGACGUGCCCUGUAUUCAGGAUUUUGUGCAUUGGAGCAAACUACUAUUAACUAUUACUAAAUAUAUAAACGUAAACAAUUACGCCAAAAUCCUGAUUUUUUUAUCCUUCUAGGAUUACAGAAACAUUUUUCUCUGUUUGUAGUUUGACCCGCAUUGAUUUACAAAGUAUAUUUAUUGUUGAAUCACGCCCCCGUAUAAUUAUUGUAUAUUGGCGAAGUUCAAAAAUAAUUAAUUUUAAUAAUCGAGGUUUGUGCAAAAAUCAUCGACAAUAGGAAAAAAAUCACCACAGGAUAUCAAACAUAACUUAUGACAAAAAAUAUAUAAGCUUUAAAUAAUCAAAUAAUUGUACAAACAUUUAUUAUCAAUAUUGUCAUUACAUAUUCAUUGAAAAGCUGUACAUAAAAUGUAAAUGUAGACUAUGUAUUGUUGUACAAUGAAGUAAUAAAUAUUUAGUGAUUUGUA
Acanthoscelides obtectus is the source of this 8424-nucleotide messenger RNA. NCBI's taxonomy places the organism in Eukaryota, Metazoa, Arthropoda, Insecta, Coleoptera, Chrysomelidae. The record is from the annotation of a GenBank genome assembly.